This is a messenger RNA of Limanda limanda (common dab), 1551 nucleotides long. Its product is annotated as cerebellar degeneration-related protein 2-like. The transcript is spliced from 6 exons. The coding region runs from base 1 to 1482 and encodes 493 amino acids. The record is from RefSeq and is a predicted model, not a curated record. Lineage: Eukaryota; Metazoa; Chordata; Actinopteri; Pleuronectiformes; Pleuronectidae.
AUGCUAAGCGUGUGCAGGAUGGAGGAAUUUGUGACCGAAGAGGAAGAGCCAUGGUACGACCAGCAGGACCUGGAGCAGGACCUCCACUUGGCGGCCGAGCUGGGAAAGACUCUCCUGGAGAGGAACAAGGAGCUGGAGGACUCUUUGCAGCUGAUGUACAUCACGAAUGAAGAGCAAGUGCAGGAGAUUGAGUACCUAUCAAAGCAGCUGGAUGUUCUGCGGGACAUGAACGAGCAGCACGCCAAAGUGUACGAGCAGCUGGACGGGACGGCCCGAGAGCUUGAACACACCAACCUCACUCUUGUGACAGACAGCAAGGCCUCGCAGCAGAAGAUCGAGAGAUUAACAGGGUCCAUUGAUACUCUGCAGAACCAGGUGGAGUCCCUUUCGGGGCAGGUGGAGCAGCUACGCUCCAUGGAGCAGCUCCGUGUCAGGAGGGAGAAGAGGGAGCGACGCAAGACCAUCCACUCGUUCCCCUGCCUGAGGGAGCUCUGCACAGCACCCAGGUAUGAGGAUGAGUUUGUAGUGGGCAGGGCUGAAAGCUUUACCGUGGAGGCCAAGCGUCCACCAUUCGAAGAGGAGAACCAGCACCUGAGGGAGGCGGUGUCGGCCCUGCGUGCAGCGGUGCGCACGGAGAGGGGGCGGAGAGAGGGCGUGGAGAGGGAGUGCAACCUCCUGGUUUCGGAGUAUUCGCGGCUGCAGAUGCGAGUGCAGGACGCUGAGGGCUGCCACACGAGGGUACGAGAGCUGGAGGUGGAGCUAGAGGAGCUGCAGCAGCUACGUCGCGCUCGAACCUUCCUGCUGGGCGGCGAGGAUGACGGCGUGAAUCUCACCCAGACUGUCCUCAACAGCACGCCGGAGACUGACACCUUUCUGGAGGUGGAGGUCGCGGAGACGGGGGGAGGGGUGAGGGAGGAGACCGAAGGCGGAGGGGGCGUCGGGGGUGCAACAUUACCUGAGUCCAACCCUGUGAGGAAAAGCUGCAGCGACACAGCGCUCAACGCCAUCGUGGCCCGUGAUGCGUCCGGCCGCAGGAGAGGCAGCUAUGCCCUGCACGCCAACAGCGUGAGGAAGAGAGGGAUGUCCAUCCUCAGGGAGGUGGACGAGCAGUACCACGUCUUACUGGAGAAAUACGAGGAGCUGUUAGGGAAGUGUCGUCGCCACGAGGAGAGCCUGUGUCACGCCGAGGUUCAGACUUCCCGACCAGUCUCCCGAGACCCAUCCAUGAAAGACUGUGCUAUGGGCCCCAUCCCGGUACCACCGCCAAGCCCUACCCAGUCGCCAUCCACCCCAGAAGCCAUCGAGAGCAUCAGCAAGCAGGUGGAUGCGGUGGAUAAACGACUGGGACAAAACACGCCAGAGUACAAGGCCCUUUUCAAAGAGAUCUUCUCUCGUAUCCAGAAGACCAAGAUGGACAUCAAAGCUACCAAAGCUGUUAAAUCUAGCAAAUCUGGCAAAGCUGGCAAAUCUAGUAAACACUAGCGGUUCACCGAUUGGUUGAUAAGAGAAUGGUUAUGUGUCUGAGAAUAGGUUUAGUGUAAACAUUCUUAU